Molecule: messenger RNA, 875 nt
Organism: Linum tenue
Lineage: Eukaryota; Viridiplantae; Streptophyta; Magnoliopsida; Malpighiales; Linaceae
Source: the annotation of a GenBank genome assembly
AUGAACACAUGUUCCUGCUUCUUCCUCCCAGCCAACAAGAUGAGAAAGGAGAUAGUUGAUUUUAGGGGAGCGCUAGCAGGAGAUUCCGGCGACAACCCCAGCUCCGGCCAACGAGCAGUAGAGAGCUUCGGAUUCGGGUUGCUGCAAGGGAAGUGGACACUCCGCUUCGGAUUCAAUCCAAGAGCGUCUACUGAUUGUAGUGUACCGGUGGAAGAGCAAGAUGUGAAGCAAAGGGUUCCUUCUAUCGUCGACCGGAACGAAGAAUCCAGCGGUACCGGGGACCCCGACGACGAUGCCAUUGAGAUCCGGUCUUCCCUCUCCACUGGUUACUUUUCCCGGCGCGAUUCUUCCCGGCAGAUCUCCGACUCGAUAGAAGUCUUAUAAUCGCCGUUGGCCUCUCCUACUCUCCCGCCAAAGAAAGACUUCGUCGAUGCAAUUGUAGGAAAGGAGCAUUUAUGGCGAUGUAUGUGCGAUUUGUGGGUUUUGGCCUUCGGGGAAGAAAACCAGAUUUCUGGAGUUUGCGGGAACAAAAGGGCAGCAAGUGCAGCGGCAUUGAUACCAUGAAAAUUUAUGAAGACAAUAAUAACUAAUAAUAGUAGGCAUUGCCAUCAGGAAAUGGUUGAAGACAUUACAACGCAGUGGUGGGAGCUCAAGCUUUUGAGAAUAGAUCAAGUGUUCGAAGAUUACUUUCAUCAUAAUUAUUAAGUUCCCUCCACCUUUUGUUUUUGCUUUGAUUUUUUUAUUUAAUUGAUUUUAUAAUGUUUUUCACUUUAGGCUAAAGCACUUUAGGCUAAAGCUUAAUAAAAGUUUUAUUUUAUAAUGUUUUCCACUUUAGGCUAAAGCUUAAUAAAAGUUUUAUUUUCCUGUGUGCCCAA